AAACCACUUCUAUUUACAUAAGUAGUGAUUGAGCAUUGGCCCAAUCAUGGUUUAAUGGAAAGACUGAGGAUUUGGGUCAGAAGAUCCAUUGUCUCUGACUUUUGGGUUAGACACCCGAGCUUUAGUGUCCUCAUUUGCAAGACAGAGAUGGGAAUGAUAACUUCUUGGAUGAGUGGUUGUGAGGAUUAAAUAUGAUGCAAAGAGAGGUUCUUUGCAAAUACUAAAAUGCCACUGGUGGUUCUCAGUAAAGGCAGAGAUGGGUCACUCUGUAGCACGGGAAAGAGUUGAUGCCGAAGCACAAAAAUGGGAAAUCACCAUUCACUCCAGGGAAUGUUUGAGUUGCCUACUUUCAGCAGAGUAGAAGUGGUAGCUGGAAACAGUGGCUAGAACCACAUUGACUCAGGCCUUGAAUACCGGGCCAACUGGUCAAGGAAAAGCCAGAAGGAAACAAAAUGAAUCUGGAGGUGAGUAGGUACUGGGUUAGAAUGAAAAGAGCCUGGUAGUUAGAGAGUGCUCUUGUAUGAAGGGGAAGGCAGGACUUGAUGAGAGAGGUGAACCUGAGGUGCAAAGCAGAUGCUGCCCGGGAGAGCCCACAGUCGGAAGAUAGCAGGUCACAUCCAAGUUGAACACAGGGUAAGGGAAAAUGGAUUUAAAAUGCCUCCAAGGUUUUCUGUCAGUUGUGACAGAAUUUUAAUUUUAGGCUAAAGAUAGACUCAUAAAUCUGUUGGGAAUUUACAUUGAAUAACUGUAAAAUCAGAAACAUCAAAGACUGAAGGUGUAGGUGUGGUUAUCAGCCUUGAGGUUGAAACCUGGCCUCAUACGUUUGAGAAUGUGUGCCUAGAGUAAAGAGAAACAUUAUGACUGGAAGUCUGAGAAAUAAAUGUUCAUAUAUAAUGAGCCGGAAGGAAAGAACAGCAAGUUUUUAGACCUUUAUGCAUGUCUUCUCCUAUUUCUUUAGCCAUGAAAAAUUCACUUGAAUCUACUUUUGUAGGAAACGUAUCUGCAAAAUUCCUGGAUGUUUCUUGAAUAACAUUGAGAAGUUAAAAGAGUAUUCUGGAAGGAAUUUCAAGCAUAAUAAGGAAGAACUGGCUCAGAAAAUCUACACGCUACUUAACCACACUGUCUUUGAUGGAAAGUUGCCAGAGAAAAUAGAAAUUAUUUGGAAUAAAAAGAUGCUGCGGACUGCUGGUUUAUGCACUACCAAUGAGAUACAACAACCCAAGAGGCAGCGCUGUGCUAAGAUUUCAAUUUCUCCGAAAGUCUGCGACUCUGCAGAUCGAAUCCGGGACACCUUGAUCCAUGAAAUAUGCCAUGCAGCCUCCUGGCUGCUUGAUGGCAUCCGGGAUUCUCAUGGUAUCUCAUGGCAAUAUUAUGCUCAAAAAUGCAAUUCAGUACAUCCAGAACUGCCUAAGAUCACCCGUUGCCACAACUACACAAUUCACUACAAGAUCUAUUAUGAAUGCAUGCUGUGCAAAUACAGGAUUGGCCGCUACACCAGAUCGUUGAACACUGAACGCUUCAUCUGUGCCAGAUGCAAAGGGCAUCUGGUCUUGCUGCCAUUGUUUCGGAAGGAUGGAACCCCCAUUGUGCCCUAUGUGAGACCAUUUGCCAAAUAUGUGCAGGAGAAUUAUAGAGCAGUGUUUAACGGGACGGCAGGAAUCAGCCAUGGGAAUGUGAUGAAAAGGCUCAGCAAGGAUUAUUUUGCCAGUAAACAAAAGGCAAAUCCUUAAGGUUUGCCUGGAAUAUAGUUAUGUGAGCCAAAUUCUUUACUGGCAAGAAGUUCUAGAAAACUCUAUUUCUGUAAGGUUUUAAGUAUUGGGGUUUAAAUGUGUUUUCUGAUUUGU
Messenger RNA from Arvicola amphibius (Eurasian water vole), 1844 nucleotides. RefSeq names its product germ cell nuclear acidic peptidase (gene Gcna). NCBI's taxonomy places the organism in Eukaryota, Metazoa, Chordata, Mammalia, Rodentia, Cricetidae. The transcript is spliced from 4 exons. Gene Ontology annotation, cellular component: nucleus. Bases 1173 to 1730 code for a protein of 185 amino acids. The record is from RefSeq and is a predicted model, not a curated record.